GGUCGCCAUGCAGGGGGGUGACUCUGCAGCUGGGCAACUAAAACGGUCCCUGCGCCCCUCGACUAAGUUUGAAGAGGGGGACUUACGGUAAACACUAAAGAGCAUGACGUAAGCAACCUGUUUGAGCAGUCAACUUAAAGAAGAGAAAACGCACGCACCUUACAGUAACGCGCCAUUCAGAAGUGCAGCCUGAUACUUAGCCAUGAAGGUCUUGAUAAUUGUGUGUCUUGCUGCCUUGUGUAGCGCAAAAUUUGUGGCAAAAAGAUCACAGACGGCGCAUUUUGAUGUGCACGUGACGGAGAAGUCGGCAAAGUUUGUGCAAGAGAUUGAGGCUGAUUUGGAGAAAAACCAGGUGGUGUACAAAACUCCCCAGCACAAUGAUGUACAAGAAACCUUGACUCUUCAAGACUUCAACAAGGGUCUGGAAAUUUUCUGCUUCCCUAGGAAGGCUGUUUGCCAUCUUAUUCCCCUGAAUCGCACCCAGUUCCCUGACCCUGUGGCGUUAGAAAGCAGCAUGGUGAAACUUUGGGCUGAGAGUCGCGGCGCUAUGAGUGAUAAGGAUACGGAAACCAUUGCUCAGAAAUGGUUCAUAUCCGAGGGUCCAAUUGAGAACAUGUCUUUCUUGAGCAAAGAGAUGCAAGAAAUGGUCCAAGGAUUUGGGUUUCCACUCUACCGCUUAGAAAAAGUCCCAGAUGAUGCUGAAUUCAUAGAAGUGGACGAACCUACACCUCACCGCCAAAGAAGAUCUGGCUUCAUCCCACAACUGGACAACGCUGUCUGUAACGAUACAGCAGAGAUCGCUCCUGGGGUGCCCGCCCCAGCCAAGUGGAGAUACGCCAUGACAGCUAACAAUGGAUGUGACUGGAUCUUUACUUGCGGCAAAACUGCCACAGGCGAAACUGUCUGCCCAGGAAGGGAGCACAUCCGAAACGCCAUUUUCUUCACUUGCCUGUGUUGUGGUUCUCACAAUCGUCUCAGUGAAUGCUUUUACUGCGUCAAGAUGCACGAAAUGUGAAGAAAUCGAUUUACAGACAUCAUCGGAUCGUCAAUUCGUGGACGACUUCUUGCUUUAUUAUUAGACUCAGAUAGACCCAUUUAUUUAUGAUGGUUAAAAUAUUCCAAUGAUUAUCUUUUCGUAUUUGGGCAUUUAAAUAUUAUAAUUUUAAAAAAAUCUGGUGUGAUUGACAUUCUGAAUCCUUUCCCAAACGAAUUACUAGUUUUUUUUUUUAUUUACCCAGUAUGUUGAUGAGAAUGAAAUAUUGACGGAGCUGUUUAUAUUGAUCAUCAAACCUGUUUAGUUUUACAGUUUUGUAUAAUAGACUAAUAAAGUUGAAGAUGUAAACUG
Lingula anatina is the source of this 1345-nucleotide messenger RNA. RefSeq lists its product as uncharacterized. The record is from RefSeq and is a predicted model, not a curated record. NCBI's taxonomy places the organism in Eukaryota, Metazoa, Brachiopoda, Lingulata, Lingulida, Lingulidae.